AUGGCCACCGCUACAACAGCAUUGGUACGUGCAACGGGUAAUACUGGUGGUGCAAUGAUGAUGAUGCCAACGGGUACUGCUAUUGCUAUGGGUUGUACAGUCCAGCCAUCGCAAGUAUCAUUGUAUCCAUCUCAACAAAGUGCAUAUUCAACUUAUCCAUCACAAGUUGCCAUUGGAGUGUCAUCUACUAACAACCGUUUACUUUCGAAUAAUUCCUGUGAUGCAACAUCUGCAAAUUUCUUUCCCCAACAACCACAACAAAGCUAUACAUUACAACGGUCAUUUUAUCAAAAUUUAACACCGGAACCACCAUCAACAACAAAUAAUAACAUUAUGCCUCAAAAUAUGAAUUGUGAAGCUAUUGGUUCGAUACCAUCAGUAACAAUGUCUAAUGACAGCUUGACAGCAUCAGUUUUAACUGAUUUGGGUUCUCAAUCAUUAUCAGUUCGACGACCUUCUAGUUGUAGUAGUCGGAGUCGACCAUCAUCGUCAUCCUCCUCUGCUACGAAUAUACAAAUACCGAUUACAAGCACUACAGUUACUGUUACAAGUGCUGCUGGAUCUGUUACUACAAAUAUGAAUGGUUUAGUUACAAACAAUACCGCUACAUCUGUUUGUGCCUCUAAAAAUGCUGAUAUCUUAGUAAUCCGUGAUCCAUUCGAAGAGGAAGAAUUAUGCAGUACACGCUGUAAUACCACAACUACCCAAAUGAUGUUCAAUCAACGACCACCGCAGUAUAUCAACACUGGAAACCCGUUAGAUUCUGGAGGACAGCUAGAGUUACCUCGGCAUCUUCGUGUCCCGUAUCCUGAAUCAGCAUAUCGAGCAUGUAUUGCAGCGAAUAAGAAUUUGGCCACCUAUCGUAACGGAGCACCGUUACCAUCAUUCAUGCCACCUUAUCCAGCGCUUUCUGGACCAAGAUCUGGUUCCGUUUUUGCUCCCAAUGUUGUUGCAAUGGAAAAUUCGGUGGUUUAUGGGAAUCCACAACAGCAAAGACAGCAGCAGCAACAACAAAUUCCUGGAAAUGGUGCAGCUUUUGGGAUGUUACGAAAUAAUAGAGUUCAAGGAAAUGCUUCACCAGGUUGUCCACCGUUGUCAAUGGGUAAUGCACCAAUUCCAACCCAAGGUUUUGGAAAUCCAUAUUGUAUUCAAGGACCACCAACGCAACAAAUGUUAGGACCACCGGGUUGUAUGCAGCGUCCUGAAUACCUACCAGCUGUAUCAGGUCCAUACUGCAUACCGGGAGGUGCUCCUGGUCAACCUUAUUUUGGGGGACAACCAGUUGCAAGACCUGAACCUGGAACUUCUAGUAUGAUGCCUUUGAAUACUGGUGCACAAAUGAAUCCCAUGGGAAUGGUGAACAUGAAUGGUGAAAGAAUGGGACCUGUUAUGGGUGUUAUUGGUAUGAAUCAGCAACAAAAUGUUGGUGCCACAGUAGGAAAGAAAGGAAAUAAUAAAAGAUCCAAAGCUAACAAAGCAGCUGCAUCAAUACCAAAUCUUGCCAUCACAGAUGAACAGCAUUUAGCCGCAAGGCGGAAACAGCAAUCGUUGUUAGCAUCUGGACAGCAACAACAGCAACCAGUAGUGCCUGGAAUGAUGUUACCCAUGUCAGUUCCAUCACAGGAUUUUUAUUUGUUGCAGAAUAUUUGUGGUAAUCGUGGUGGCAUGCCACCACUACCACAGCAGCAAGCAAUGGUACCAUUGACACCUGCUAAUGGAACUGCUGGAGGAGUUGGAUUAGGACAGUUUGAUCAUUUUGAUGUUCGACCUUCAACAAGUAUGAGUUGUACAUCAAUGUCGUACUGCUCUCCAAUGGCAUCAGCACCAAGUGUAACAGAUACUCCACCUCAACAGCAAUCAACUUCUCAAAUGAUCGCAAAUUCGAUGAUGAUGACAAGAAGUUAUGGUGGUUUCGAACAAAACGGUUUUGUUGAUGGCUUCCAGUCUCAACGGAACAAUAGUAACGGUAGUGAUACUAUUUGCAAUAAUAUGACAACCAAUAGUGCUAUCACAACCAGUGCUAGCGGUGAUUCGUUUACUGUACUAAAUGGUUCUUCGAGUGGUCAGAACACAAGUACCGGUAACAGACAACGUUGUGUAAGCUGUACAGAAGAACUACGGAGUGAUCAGCUCAGUAUUCAAUGCACAGCAAAUGGUGAAGGUUGUCGGCGUUUCUUUCAUCAGGAAUGUAGCGGAUUAUUAUUGGAUGCAUUCCGUGCUAUCAUUGCAGAACCAUGUGCAGAAUGGAUUUGUCCGGAUUGUUUAUGCCGUCAGCAGACGCAACUUACAUUUGCUUAG
Messenger RNA from Brugia malayi, 2298 nucleotides. Its product is annotated as Pygopus homolog 1, putative. Lineage: Eukaryota; Metazoa; Nematoda; Chromadorea; Rhabditida; Onchocercidae. The record is from RefSeq and is a predicted model, not a curated record. The transcript has 14 exons. The coding region runs from base 1 to 2298 and encodes 765 amino acids.